CCUGAACCAUGGGAAAGGAUACAAUUCUAGUGGUUGUUGACAGGUUAACUAAGUAUGCCCAUUUUGUGGCAUUGGGCCAUCCUUAUACAGCUAAAAGUGUGGCCGAGGUGUUUAUUCAGGAGGUGGUACUAAGCUGAAAUACAGUACUGCCUACCAUCCCCAAACAAAUGGGCAAACUGAGGUGGCGAAGUGGUGAAUCGUUGUGUGGAAACGUAUCUUAGAUGCAUCACUGGUAGCAAACCAAACUAAUGGCCCCAAUGGCUACCUUGGGCCGAGUUCUGGUACAACACAAACUAUCAUGCCUCAUUACAGAUGUCUCCUUUCAAAGCAUUAUAUGGUCACGAGCCUCCAACUGUAAUUCUAGGGGACGCAACAAAAACUGCAGUGGAAGAAGUAACCAAACUUACUGCCGAUCGCAAUGAAAUGAUCAAGGAAUCAAAGCAAAACCUAGAGGUGGCUCAAAAUCGAAUGAAGCAACAGGCAGAUAAAAAGCGUAGGGAUGUGCAGCUGGAGGUGGGAGACAAAGUGUUUUUGAAAAUACAACCUUACAAGCUGAAAAGUCUAGCUAAGAGGCUGAAUCAAAAACUAAGCCCCUGGUUUUACAGUCCAUUUGAGGUCAUGGAUAAGAUCAACCCAGUGGCUUACAAGUUAAAACUGCUAGAAGGUUGCAAGAUACACCCGGUAUUUCAUGUCUCUUUGCUGAAAAAAGUCGUGGCCCCUAAUAUUCCUACUCAGCCUCUACCAGGAUGUUUGACUGAAGACUGGGAACUCCAAACACAACCUGCACAAGUGCUGGAAUCUGGAUGCUAGAGAAAACGCCAAUGGGAGCA
Molecule: messenger RNA, 830 nt
Organism: Cuscuta epithymum
Lineage: Eukaryota; Viridiplantae; Streptophyta; Magnoliopsida; Solanales; Convolvulaceae
Source: the annotation of a GenBank genome assembly